UCCAUUAGACUACUCAACAGGCGGACUGCAAGUCUCAGUCGAGUGCGACGAGGAGAUAACUUCAUGAUGUCGACACAGGGGCAAGCAUCAGAACUCUACCUGACUAUCAGACAGCUAAAUGGACUAUUGAUAUUAGUCACCUUUAUUGCAGGUGGUGUGUCCCAAAUCAUUUCAAUAAAUUGUCCAACUGGUCUUCAAGAAGGAAUGUGGGGAAACGUUACUUGUUCAGUUAACAAAACAAAAGUUGCGGCGGCGUCCUCUUGUUACCCUAACAGACUUCAGUUCGCUUUCAAAAAUGAGUCAGAACUAUUGAAUCCUGUAUGUGAGAUCCCUUAUAAUGAAACAUGUGGCCAGGCUGGUAAAUUGAACUGCAGUUGUGUGGAAUCGAAGGCUGACAUAUAUACUUAUCAACUCCAGAUUUUGGGAAAAUGUAAUGAAACUUUAAUCUGCAAUAUUGACUGUCUACCGGAAACAUCAUUUACAGACAGUUGCCAGCUUGGUGAUUGUAUAAAGGAACUUCGGUGCUCCACUACAUGUGAAAUGUUAUUGAUUGUUUUACUUCCUGCCUUUGGGAUAUUAGUAGGGAUCAUACUAAGUGUAUUUAUAUGGAAGAAAAAGAUCAGUUGUUUCAGAUGAUCAAGACGUUCUAAUCAAGAAACACGCCGACAUGCCCGCGUCAAAUCCUCAACAUCAGAUGUCCCGUUAAGAUCUCCAGUACAGACCUGUGGGAGAGGGCCAGCCAAAAACCUGCCAUCCCCGACAUCAAGAAGCUGAAGUGGGGUUUGAUCAGUCACACCUUGCAAAAGCCGGCCGACAAUAUAAGAAGACAAUGCUGGAACCCACAGGAGAGGCGCAGGGUUGGGAGACCCAAACAGACUUUUAAACUGAACCAAAUGUUUUUUAUCACUAGCAUGAUAGAUAUAGUCAUUUAAUAUCUUUACAUGAAUAAGUUGCUUUGUUCAAGUCAGUAAAACAAUAUACAUUAGAUACUUUACAUCUUUUUUUAGGGAAUAGCAAUAAUAACCUUACUGGAUAUACAGACCGGAGUUUGAAAGAAACUAACGAUGAAAUUAGGAAUAGCUAUUAAGAGUUAAGUUAGUUUGCAGUUUACUACAUUAUAAGCCCGGCAGUGACUGCUCUCGUACUUUACACUUCCUACUUUAGAGGGUUAAUUAGAUACUUUGAAGACAAAUCUCGUUUUCUCGAGGACGAUAGACACACACACACACUCUCUUACACCCACGCGCGCGCGCGCAAACAAUUCAUUUGCCUUUCUGACUAGAGCUAUACGCAUUCCCACAGCAAGUAAACAUCGUUUCUUAGAGGACUCGUAAUACUCUCUAGGUCAGUCUUGAGCUCUUUGUUUCAACACCAGCCUUACCUGGCUAUAUCUCAGUAUCUACCAGUAAGACAGCAAUAACAUGUUUACGUCUUGGUGACAGAUAUUGGACAGUUGCUAUGGGCGAUGAAGUAAACACAACGAAACAUUAUUUGUUAAACAAGACGCUAUUCUAAGGAAGUGUACAAUGGACACACAAAUAAAUGAUUUCUAAGAGCAGAUAAGCCUUUUUAUGACCUGUGCAGCACGCCUCGUAAUCACAAUAUCCUGUUCAUGUUAUCAAGAAAACACUCCAUUCACAAUGAGUCCCUUUAAAUAAUACGAUUUAUAGCGUGGACUGUCUUCUUCAGUGUUGGUAGCUUUCGGGGUUGGGAUCAGCAGUGCUAUCGCGGAUCCCUAAGUGAAUCUCGUUCCUGGUUGUUUAAAGUUUAAAACACUCGAGACUUGUUAACGUCAACCUUGUAUUUUACUAUGACAUUGAAAUGUGGGAGGAAGUGUUUAUACAGUCACCUUAUCAAACACGCCAUCGCAAGUCAGUUCUUUGAUUCUUGUUUUGUAUUGCACGCACACACACACAUACAUGCACGCACACUCACACUAGCACACACACACACACCCACACACACCCCUAUAUAAUACCAAUCACAAAACGUCGUAUGCAUAUAUCCACAAUCUGGCUGAAUAAGUCGAAUGAUAGAACGUGAAAUGUCCGUUUGAUCUGUGCAUAAAAGUGUGUAUAUCUUAGUAUGUUUAUCAGAAAGGCAGUUUGCAACUUUGCUUACAAGGCUCAAUACCUUUACGUUUGCGUGUGGGAGCAAAGAAAGAAAAAAA
Molecule: messenger RNA, 2170 nt
Organism: Pomacea canaliculata
Lineage: Eukaryota; Metazoa; Mollusca; Gastropoda; Architaenioglossa; Ampullariidae
Exons: 6
Coding region: 64-636 (190 amino acids)
Source: RefSeq, a predicted model, not a curated record